Messenger RNA from Carya illinoinensis, 1386 nucleotides. RefSeq names its product LRR receptor-like serine/threonine-protein kinase EFR. NCBI's taxonomy places the organism in Eukaryota, Viridiplantae, Streptophyta, Magnoliopsida, Fagales, Juglandaceae. Bases 1 to 1386 code for a protein of 461 amino acids. Gene Ontology annotation, molecular function: protein binding. The record is from RefSeq and is a predicted model, not a curated record. The transcript has a single exon.
AUGUUGUUAAUUAUAGAGAAGCCGUCCAAUCUCUUGCUCUUGGUUUUUCUAGUAGCACACUUAUGCACUAUCCAAUUGGUACGAUCUUCGAGCAACUUUACUGAUCGAUUUGCUCUCAUUGCCUUUAAAUCUCAACUAAGUUCCAGUGCCAAUGAAACUGUCUUGGCUCGUAACUGGUCCACUGCAACAAACUUCUGCAAUUGGAUUGGAGUCUCAUGCAGUCGACGCAGGCAAAGAGUCACAGCUUUAGAUCUUUCGAAAAUGGGUCUCCAAGGCACACUGUCUCCUCAAAUUGGAAACCUCUCUUUCAUAGUCACACUUCGCCUCCAUAACAACAGCUUUUUUGGUUUUCUACCCAGUGAGAUCAGUCGUCUGCAUCGCUUGAAAAUACUUUGGUUGGAUUUCAACAAAUUUGAAGGAAGCAUCCCCCCGAGUUUACAUCAAUGUCACAAGCUUUCAUAUUUAUCUCUUGGGGGAAACAUGUUAAGUGGUGCAAUUCCAUCUUCUGUCGGCAAUCUAUCGGCGUUAGAGAUUUUAGAUUUGCAAUAUAACAACCUUGUUGGACCCUUACCUUCUGUCAUCUUUAACAUAUCUCCUCUAUCCAUGAUUGCUAUUACAAAAAAUCAGAUCUCAGGAACUCUUCCAACGGAUCUCUGCAGUCGCUGUCCUAAUCUUCAAAGACUUCAUCUUCCCUUCAAUGAAUUCAGUGGUCGGCUCCCCACACAAAUGAAUCACUGUGGAGAGAUCGUAAAGUUAUCUCUAUCAUACAAUAAAUUUGAAGGGAGACUUCCAAAAGGUUUUCAGAGUUUAAAAAGGCUUGAACGGCUAUAUCUUGGAGGCAACAACUUAACUGGUAGUAUACCUUCUUUUAUAGGUAACUUGUCGAGCUUGCAAGUGCUGGGAAUGGAGACAAACAACUUUUAUGGAAGUAUUCCGAGUGAUAUAUGGCAUCUUCCAAAUUUGCAUGCAUUAAAUUUAGAAAACAAUUAUCUUACAGGGGCAUUAUCACAAGCAAUUUUCAACAGCUCAUCUCUACAAAUUAUUUUCAUGGAUUCCAAUUUCUUGUCUGGAAAUAUUCCGAUAGAUGUCUGGCAACGCUGCUCUAAUCUUGAAAAUCUGGUUUUACAUCACAAUAACCUUAGUGGUCGUAUCCCAUCAUAUCUUUCAAAUUGUUCCAGACUAUCACUAAUCGAUUUUGAUUUGAACUUACUGUCUGGACCAAUACCCGGAAGUCUUGGAAACUUAAAAUACCUCCAAAAGCUAGCUUUGGAUCAUAAUCAACUGAUAGGAGAGCAUGGAGAUCAAGACCCAAAUUUCAUUUCAUCCUUAACUAAUUGUCGAGUUUUGGAAAGUCUCAAUUCUAGAAGGAAAUCCCCUGACUAUUAA